CCCGGCGGCUCCUGCAGGGUCUGCAGAGAGGAGCAUUGGAGAAGAGGAAGAGGAGAAGCGCCAGAGUUUUCUGAAGAUGAGGGCGUGUGUGCUGGUUCUGGCUUUGUCCCUGGUUCUGACCGUGUGCGUGGCCCGGUCUCCGUACCAGACGGUGCUGCAGCACAGCCGGAUCCGAGGCCGGCAGCAGGGACCGAAUGUUUGUGCCAUGCAGCAAGUUAAAGGCUCUGACAAGAAAUAUUUCACCAACUGCAAACAGUGGUACCACCGGAAGAUCUGCGGCAAACCCACGGUGAUCACAUAUGAGUGCUGUCCAGGUUACGAGAAGAUUUCUGGAGAGAAAGGCUGUCCUGCAGCGCUGCCUCUGGUGAACAUCUACAACACUCUGGGCGUAGCGGGAGCCUCCACCACUCAGCAGUACUCGGAGCGAGCCGACCUAAGGAAUGAGAUCGAGGGUCCUGGGAGCUUCACGUUCUUUGCUCCCAGCAAUGGGGCCUGGGCCAACCUGCCAACAGAGAUCCUGGACGCCCUGGUGAGCAACGUGAACAUCGAGCUGCUGAACGCUCUUCAUUACCACAUGGUAGACCAAAGGCUGACAUCUGAGGAGCUGAAGCACGGCUCCGUCUUCACCUCCAUGUACCAGGACUCAACCGUGCACAUCCACCACUACAAAAACGGGAUCAUCACAGUGAACUGUGCACGUCUCAUCAAACCUGAUCAGCACGCCACCAAUGGGAUCGUGCACGUGGUCGACCGUGUCAUCACGGCCACCAGCAGUGAUCUGCAGGUGAUGGUCGACAUCGAGGACGACCUGGAAACGCUGAGAACAGCCAUGGCUGCUGCAGGUUUGACCACCAUGCUGGAGGGUGAAGAUCAGUACACUAUUUUUGCUCCAACAAAUGAAGCCUUUAACAAGAUUCCUGCAGAUACCCUGACAAGGAUCCUGGGAGACCCAGUGGCCCUGAAAGACUUGCUGAAGAACCACAUCAUUAAGCACAUACACUGUGCCGAGUCCAUCGUGUCAGGAACCCCAAUGGAGACUCUGCAGGGGACUGUUCUGGAGGUGGGCUGUGAUGGAGAACAGAUGACCCUGAAUGGAAAGGCCAUCGUCACCCUGAAGGACAAGCUGGGAACCAACGGAGUGAUCCACUACAUCAACGAGCUGCUGAUCCCGGACUCUGCUAAAACACUGCUGGAGUUGGCUGAAGGUUCAACCGUUUCAACGGCCACUAAGUUUUUUGUUGACGCUGGUCUGUCCUCCCGGUUGACUGGUUCUGAGGCUCUGACCAUGCUGGCUCCUCUGAACGAGGCCUUCAAAGGAAGCGAAACAAUGAGUCCUGACCUCCGAAAGCUGUUGACCAAUCACAUCCUGAAGGACCAGCUGUCGUCCAAGUCUCUGUACCAUGGUCAGGAGCUGGAGACGCUGGGGGGCCUUAAACUCAGAGUCUUUGUCUACAGAAACAACCUGUGCAUAGAGAACAGUUGCAUCGCUGCACACGACAAAGUUGGACGCCACGCCUCCAUGUUCACCGUUGACAAAGUCCUUGUUCCACCAAUGGGUACCAUCAUGGAUGUUCUGAAGGCUGAUAAUCGCUUUAGCAUGCUGGUUGGAGCAAUCCAGACGGCUGGAAUGACGGAGCUGCUGAACCAGCAGGGGGCGCUCACCUUCUUUGCUCCUACAGACAUGGCAUUCAGGGAGAUGCCCCAGGCGGAGCGAAGCAGGCUGCUGCGUAACUCUCAGCAGCUGUCAUCCGUGCUGCGGUUGCACGUGGGGGACGGCGUGCUGGUCAGCGGGGGGAUCAGCUCUCACGUCAGACUGCUGUCUCUGCAGGGAGAGAAGCUAGAGCUGAACAUGCGGAACUACACCAUCUACGCCAACAAGGUCCCCGUGGUCGAGGCGGACCUGAUGGCGACCAAUGGGGUCGUUCACGCCGUCAACAGCAUCAUCAAGUCCCUGCCUCCAAAGGUGGACAGAGAGCAGGCAGACGGACCGUCUGCUCAGAUGAGAUCAGCUGCGUCCUUCAGGGUGGACUCCAGGAGCUUCAGGAACGAUGAUCUUUUUCAGAAGGUUCUGAAGAGCCACUCCAGCAGGGCGAUGAAGAACAGCCAGUAAUGAGACAAAAAGCAGGACCAUGAGGACCUCUGAGGGACCAGCCAUCAGUUCCUCUGAUACCUGGUUGGUUUGAGGUUCUGGGUGGGCUUUCUGUUCCUGUGUGACAAGGAGAAAUGCUGUUUCUAGAAGUUUUUACAUUUGUUACCAAACCAGUGUUUUGUGCUGAAAAAACAGUUCAUUCACACUUCCUGAGUGGUCUUUUGUAAGGAGUAUUUUUCCUGGAGUCCUCCUGUCAAACAGACACUAUGAGGAGAACCUUCAGGAGCUUUCCUUUGAGUUUUUGUAAAAUAAAGCUGAAAUGCGACCUCG
Molecule: messenger RNA, 2419 nt
Organism: Oryzias latipes (Japanese medaka)
Lineage: Eukaryota; Metazoa; Chordata; Actinopteri; Beloniformes; Adrianichthyidae
Gene: tgfbi
Product: transforming growth factor, beta-induced
Biological process (GO): cell adhesion; extracellular matrix organization
Cellular component (GO): extracellular matrix
Molecular function (GO): cell adhesion molecule binding
Source: RefSeq, a predicted model, not a curated record